This is a messenger RNA of Peromyscus leucopus (white-footed mouse), 1562 nucleotides long. RefSeq names its product surfactant protein B (gene Sftpb). The transcript is spliced from 11 exons. Gene Ontology annotation, biological process: sphingolipid metabolic process. NCBI's taxonomy places the organism in Eukaryota, Metazoa, Chordata, Mammalia, Rodentia, Cricetidae. Gene Ontology annotation, cellular component: lysosome. Bases 39 to 1175 code for a protein of 378 amino acids. The record is from RefSeq and is a predicted model, not a curated record.
GCCUCUGCCUCAAGUGGGGUGCCAAGCCGUAGGCAGCCAUGGCCAAGUCACAUCUGCUGCAGUGGCUGCUGCUGCUGCUGCCCACACUCUGCAGCCCAGGUGCAGCCGCCGGGUCGGCAUCAUCCCUGGAUUGUGCACAGGGCCCUAAGUUCUGGUGCCAGAGCCUGGAGCAGGCAGUGAAGUGCAGAGCCCUGGGGCACUGUCUACAGGAGGUCUGGGGACACGCAGGACCUAAUGACCUGUGCCAAGAAUGCGAGGACAUUGUCCACCUCCUCAUAAAGAUGACCAAGGAAGACGUUUUCCAGGACACGAUCCGGAAGUUCUUGGAGCAGGAGUGUGAGAUCCUUCCCUUGAAGCUGCUUGUGCCCCGAUGUCGCCAAGUGCUCGAUGUCUACCUGCCCCUGGUGGUCGACUACUUCCAGAGCCAGAUAAACCCAAAGGCCAUCUGCAAUCACGUGGGGCUAUGCCCACUUGUACAGGCUAAGCCAGAACAGGAGUCAGGGAUGCAGGAUGCUAUCCCGGACCCUCUGCUGAACAAGCUGGUCCUCUCCGCCAUGCCAGGGGCCCUCUUGGCUAGGCCUGGGCCUCACACACAGGACCUCUCUGAACAGCAGCUCCCCAUCCCUCUGCCCUUCUGCUGGCUCUGCAGGACUCUCAUCAAGCGGGUCCAAGCCGUGAUUCCCAAGGGUGUGCUGGCCGUGGCUGUGGCCCAGGCGUGCCACGUGGUACCCCUGGUGGUGGGUGGCAUCUGCCAGUGCCUGGCCGAGCGCUACACCGUCCUCCUGCUGGAUGCACUGCUGAGCCGGGCGGUGCCCCAGCUAGUCUGCGGCCUCGUCCUCCGAUGUGCCAGCGAGGACGCCACUGGCCCAGCCCUCCCUGCUCUGGAGUCCCUGACAGAAGAAGGGCCACUACAAGACACCAAGUGCCAUCUCUGCAAGUCUGUGAUCGCCCGGGCAUGGAACGCCAGCGAACAGGCCAUGCCACAGGCAAUGCGCCAGGCCUGCCUUCGCUUCUGGCUGGACAGGCAAAAGUGUGAGCAGUUUGUGGAAGAGCACACAGCCGAGCUGCUGGUCCUGGUGCCCAGGAGCCAGAACUCCCAUGUCACCUGCCAGGCCCUGGGAGCGUGUGAGGCCCCGGCCAGUCCUCUGCAAUGCUUCCAACCCGCACACCUCUGAGGACUCCAGGUCAUUUCCUGACUCUGCGUUAGAGCUCCUCCUCACAGCAUCUUGCACCAGAUGGCCACAGACCUCAGCCUGUGCCCCAGCCCUGUGUCAGGCCGUACGCCUCACUCUCAUCACCGCCCAGCACCAGGGUGGUCUCUGCCUCCUUUGGGGACGAGGUGUAGCAGGCCAUCUUCCGGAAGCCUUCAAAGGGGCUUCAGGUCUCCACACCCACCAGAGCCCAGCCCAGCCCCAACAGCUCCUACAGCCUCCGGGGACUGAGAAGAGACUGCCACCGCUCCCAGAGGACAGCAAGGAGAAGCUGGGUCUGGCCACCCCGCCCCUUGCUAGCACGUCUAUGAAAUGCAAACUUCAAAAGAAUAAAAAUGGGAACUCGAAGUA